This is a messenger RNA of Panthera uncia (snow leopard), 4085 nucleotides long. It is a transcript of the gene CMKLR1, whose product is annotated as chemerin chemokine-like receptor 1. The record is from RefSeq and is a predicted model, not a curated record. NCBI's taxonomy places the organism in Eukaryota, Metazoa, Chordata, Mammalia, Carnivora, Felidae. The transcript has 4 exons. Bases 978 to 2075 code for a protein of 365 amino acids. Gene Ontology annotation, molecular function: G protein-coupled receptor activity; complement receptor activity. Gene Ontology annotation, cellular component: plasma membrane. Gene Ontology annotation, biological process: chemotaxis; phospholipase C-activating G protein-coupled receptor signaling pathway; inflammatory response.
UAUGCCAACCACGUGGAAGAUUUUUGCUGGCCCUGUAACGUUUGCUAAAAGUGAACAGAAAACAUUUUAACCUGUGUUCGUUCGAUACUUAAAAAAAAAAAACCUCAUUGCUGUUUUCAUUUCCCCCCCCCCCCCAAAAAAAAAAAAGGAAAGAAAGGAAAAAGGGAGCUGAAGGUCAUCAAGCCUCAGCUCAGGCCAGGAAGGGCAUCCCGGUGGGCGGAGGGAGGCGGUGGCCCAGCCCGGUAGGGCAUCCGGCAGGCUCAGCUCCGAGGCCCUUUGUAGGGAGCAGCCGGGCUGCCUGGGGCUUCCAUAUGCUCCUGGUUUGUGCUCGGGAUGGUGGGCACCACUCCCGCGGGUCGUCCCCAGCAGGCCUCGCCACCAGCCACCACCCACAAGCCCGGUCCCCCACUGGCAGGCAGGGGCAGCCUCCCCUGGCGGUCCCCGCUCCCCGCAGCUGGCCGCCCCCGCCCUCGGCCAGCCCAGUUUCCUGCCCCUCCCUCUCCCUCUCUCCUCCCUCCAGCUGUUUCUCUGGCAGAGCUCUGUCCCAUUCAGGACAGCAGCCCCAGCGAGAGAGAGCGCGCCAGGAGCUCGGGACUGAAUGAGGUCUCCCGGAGGGCCUCCUGAGGGAUGAGGGGGUUCCAGAGGAGGCUGUGACCUGGGGGGGGGGAGGGUUCCAGGAGAUCUUGAACGAACGGACGGACGGCUUUCUGGGCUGACAGCCACAGCCAGAGAACGAGGUGAUUGAGAAAAAGAAGUCCGGCAACACGGGUCCCCUGCCCAGCGUUCAGUGCCCCGAAGUCCAGGGGGGACCCUUGGGAGGACCUGGCCGGAAACCAGCCACAAGGUGAGGACACCGAGGCUCAGAGAGGGCAAGCCACUGGCUCAGGGCUGCAGAGACGGUGUUCCUAGCUGUGCCCUGGGACCGAUUGGCCAAGGACCCCACUGGAGAGCUUUGGACACCCUAACAGUGAACGAGAAUGGGGGACAAGGAUUACAACACCUCCUUCUCCUACGACGAGGAGUACUCGGAUGAUUUUGAACCCAUCAUGGUUUUGGAGGAGUCUUCUCCCCUGGAAGGCAAGGUGACCAGGAUCUUCCUGGUGGCGGUCUACAGCAUUGUCUGCUUCCUCGGGAUCCUGGGCAACGGGCUGGUGAUCGUCAUCGCCACCUUCAAGAUGAAGAAGACGGUGAACACCGUCUGGUUCCUCAACCUGGCCGUGGCGGACUUCCUGUUCAACGUCUUCCUCCCGAUCCACAUUGCCUACACCGCCAUGGACUACCACUGGGUCUUCGGCACGGCCAUGUGCAAGAUCAGCAACUUCCUGCUCAUCCACAACAUGUACACCAGCGUCUUCCUGCUGACCGUCAUCAGCUUCGACCGCUGCAUCUCCGUGCUCCUUCCCGUCUGGUCCCAGAACCACCGCGGCGUGAGGCUGGCCUGCGUGGCCUGCGUGGUUAUCUGGGUCCUGGCUUUCUUCCUGAGCUCUCCGUCCCUCGUCUUCCGGGACACGGCCCACGUGCACGGGAAAACGUCCUGCUUUAACAACUUCAGCCUGUCCGCGGCCGGCUCCGCCCCGUGGCUCCCUCGCUCCGGGCUGGACCCCACGGGCCUCAGCCGCCACGUGGUGGUGACGGUCACCCGCUUCCUCUGUGGCUUCCUGGUCCCCGUGCUCAUCAUCACGGCCUGCUACUUCACCAUCGUCUGCAAGCUUCGACGCAACCGCCUGGCCAGGACCAAGAAACCCUUCAAGAUCAUCGUGACCAUCAUCACCACCUUCUUCCUCUGCUGGUGUCCCUACCACACCCUCUACCUGCUGGAGCUCCGCCACGCCACCGUGCCGGGCUCCGUCUUCAGCCUGGGUUUGCCCCUGGCCACCGCCAUUGCCAUUGCCAACAGCUGCAUGAACCCCAUCCUGUACGUCUUCGUGGGCCAGGACUUCAAGAAGUUCAAGGUGGCCCUCUUCUCCCGCCUGGUUAACGCGCUGAGCGAGGACACAGGCCACUCCUCCUACCCCAGCCACAGGAGCUUUACCAAGAUGUCAUCCAUCAACGAGAAGGAGACCAGCAUGCUUUGAGCCUCAUCCGCGAACCCCCAGUGGACAGGCACUCCGGCCUCGGAGGCCCAGAGCUGUGCCUUCCAAAGACCACCGCAGAAACCCCCUUCAGCACCCGCCAACGCCUGCUAGAGUUUACCUGGGGCUGGCCAGUGCUUUGAGCUGGGAGUCCAGGGCUUGGAACUCCGUCCUUCGAGGGGCGUGGCUGACCGGGCAGGCCGUGGACCGGCAUCCCAUGCUUCUUGGGAGACCUGCCUUGGCUGACCCAAAGCGAAAAAGGGAGCAUUCUUAAAAGCGCUGCCAUGAACCGGGAUCAGCAUAAGACAGAGGGAUUAAGCUACCUAUUCCGCGCUCCCCUGGAAUCACAAACACGCCACGGGGCGUGUUCCUGGCCUGAGCAGCAGAGGUCAGGGCCAACCCAGUGUGAUGCAAACCGCCGCCUCGCCCCACAUGCCUGUAUCACUGGCCAACCAGAAAUCCUGCCGCCCGCCCGCAUCAUUUCUCCGGGUGAGGGCAAGUGGAGAUGCACAGGUUACCUGGGAGAGGAAGGUGACACAGGCACUCGCGAACUGCCAGGACCACGCACUUGGCUUUCAGAUCAGGUGGGAAGACAGAGAACAGGUCCUGAGGAGCCCUGUGGGCUCUGUGAGGGCAGGACAUGUGGGGCCUGGGGGAAGGGGUGGAGAGAGAGGAGCAAAGGGCUUUCAGAGGAUGCGGCCUGAAGGCACCCGGCCUGGAACCUCCCAGGUGGAGGCCGCUUGGGCCGCAGCUACUUUGGGGGUGGGGGUGGGGGUGGUGUCGGCCCCUCACCCCCGGCCCUGCUCUCACCUUGCACUUGUUGCCUGGGGGCCGGGCCAUGGCAACGGCUUCACUCUCAGCUUCUUCCCCAUCGUGGGGGUUUUCCCUUCCUUUCCCUAUCCACCGCCUCUGGCUGCAGGUGCUCGGAUUAAAACACGCGAGGGCAGGGGCCCGGGAAGGAGGGCACCUUCCCCUGCUCCUCAGCUUUCUCAAAGCCUUGCCAGAAUCGGCUUCAGGAAACAAGCUGAGGGCGCCUGGCAGGUUGAAGGGCAUGUCCGAGGGCUCGGUCACCGAUCGCAGAGCCCGGAGCCUGGCCCCUUGAACCGUGCUCUGGAGAUGCGGGCUGUGGGGACGGCAGGCGCGGAGCCCCUCCUGGCGCGGCCAUGCUGUCUUUUCCCACCUGGGACUGACGCCUCCCUGUGCCACGGUGUCCUUGUCCCAUUUACAGAUGGCAAAGCUGAGGCUCAGGGAGGGUGGGGAGUAACUCGCCCACUGACACACAGCCGGCAAGAGGCAGAGUUAAGAUGUGAACCCAGCUCUGUCUGGCUCCGGAAGCUCUGUCUUGUUGUUGUUUGUUUUCAAUUGCUAAUGUAUCUAUUGAGAAUAUUCUAGACUAUAAUGGUAGCCUACAUUUAUUUAGUGCUCCCUAUGCUAAACUUAUUCCUCCCAGCAGCCUUGACUUCCAAUUAUUACUUCCCUUUUACAUAUGAGGUAUCUGAAGCUCAGAGAGGUUAAGUAACUUCCCUGAGGGCGUCCAGCUGGUCCCUGCCAGAGCCAGCAUUGGAAACUAGGUCUAUCUGACUCAAAUAAGGCCGCAGGAUCAGGGUUUUGAGAGAGGCUUGGGGUUUUGACCACAAAUAUUGAUUCGUCAACAGAUUAAUAUAAACAUUUCCUCGGCCUAUACAUCAGCUUUGCAAAUAGUUUUUGAAAAUGACCCAACAUGGCAGAGAAAAUACUCUUGGCCUCCAGUUCCCUCGACAUCCAUCCACACGCGCCCGCCGUGGUUCCCAGCUCCUGCGCCCCCUGAGGCCUCCGGGAAGGCAGUGGGGAGAGAGAGGAUGGUCAGGAGGUAGUCGUCGGUGAGCCGGGGACCCUUGGCCUCCCAGUGUCCACACUCUCUCCCAAACGCCAUCAUCGUGAAACCAAUCCUCCGACAAGAUGCAAUGAACAGAUGUAAUGUCUACACGGCGUUGGGCAAGUUCCCGAGGCCCCGGGCUGUUUGGAAAUCACACC